Molecule: messenger RNA, 2937 nt
Organism: Plectropomus leopardus (leopard coralgrouper)
Lineage: Eukaryota; Metazoa; Chordata; Actinopteri; Perciformes; Serranidae
Source: RefSeq, a predicted model, not a curated record
UUGAAUCAAGUGUUAGAGUGUCUUUGUUGUGUUGAAAAAAGUGUCAAAAUGUCUAAAUCUGUAAAACUGAGGUUGCUGGUGAAGCAGCGGCUAACUGCGGCUGCUGAGGAGAUUUUUGGGCUGUUUGAAAGGUCGAUAGCAGAGUACGAGGAGGAACUUUCUCGAUCAAAAGAGGAAAACGAGCGACAAAAGAAACUAUUGGACGCUGUUUUCAACUCUCAGCUUCAGUCACACGAACCAGACGUCCAGCAGCUGUUGGUGGUUAAAGAAGAGGUUCCUCCUGAGCAGCAGGAGUGGACCUCCAGAGUGGACCAGGAGGACCCAGAGCCUCCACACAUUAAAGAGGAGCAGGAGGAGCUCUGGAUCGCUCACAAAGGAGAGCAGCUUCUGGAGGAGGCUGAUAUCACUAAGUUCACAUUCACACCUGCUCCUGUGAAGAGUGAAGAUGAUGAAGAGAAACCUCAGACCUCAAAACUUCAUCAAAGACAUACUGAACUAAUGGAAACUGAUGGAGAGGACUGUGGAGGACCAGAACCAGAUACACAUUUACAACCUGAGACUGAUGGCAAGACUGGAGACUCUCCUGAACCGGAGACUGACGACAGUGACGAUUAUUGGAAGGAGACCCGAGACUCUCAGUCAGGUCUUAACUCUCUCACUUAUGAAGUACCAGUCAGUUAUUCGAGAUGUAGUACUGGUGAGAAACCAUUUAGCUGCUGUAUGUGUGGGAAAAGGUUCGGCUCCAAGACAGAUCUGGAGAGACACAUGAGAACUCAUACAGGAGAAAAACCUUUCAGCUGCUCCGUUUGUAAGAAAUCCUUUACGCAGAGUGGACAUUUACAGAGACACAUGAGGAUCCACACAGGAGAGAAACCUUUUAACUGCUCCGUUUGUAAAAAAUCUUUCACGGAGAGUGGACAUUUACAGAACCACAUGAGAAUCCACACAGGAGAGAAGCCUUUCAGCUGCUCAGUUUGUAACAUCUUUUUCACACAGAGCGGAGAUUUACAGAGACACAUCCGCACUCACACAGGAGAAAAACCUUUCAGCUGCUCGGUUUGUAAGAAAACGUUUACUCACAGUGGGCAUUUACAGAAACACAUGAGGUGUCACUCAGGAGAGAAACCUUUCAGCUGCCCUGAGUGUGAUAAAAGAUUCCCUCGCAAAGAGACCUUAGCUCAUCACAUGAGGAUCCACACAGGAGAGAAGCCUUUCGUCUGCCGUGUUUGUGACCAAAGAUUCACUUGGCUUUCGCAGCUCAGAAACCAUCAGUGCGUUGCUCAGAGCUGUCAGCCUCAUGAAACUCAAACUGAGGAGAACAGAGACGCAGAGCCUCCAGCCAGCAGCCGAGCUGAACAGAUGGAAACAGAAGGUGAUGGAGAGGACUGUGGAGGACCAGAACCAGCCAGGAACUCAGAUCCAGAUACACAUUUACAAAAUCGCCGGUUCUCCCGACUGACACUUUUCUUGCUACGGCCACGUUAUUCAUCGUCGGAUUAUGGAAAGAAUGUGAAAAUGUCUAAAUGUCAGAUGUUGAGGUUGCUGGUGAAGCAGCGGCUAACUGCGGCUGCUGAGGAGAUUUUUGGGCUGUUUGAAAGAACGAUAGCAGAGUACGAGGAGGAACUUUCUCGAUCAAAAGAGGAAAACGAGCGACAACGAAAACAACUGGACGCUUUUUUCAACCCUCAGCUUCAGCUGCACCGAGCAGACGUCCAGCAGCUGUUGGUGGUUAAAGAAGAGGUUCCUCCUGAGCAGCAGGAGUGGAGCUCCAGAGUGGACCAGGAGGACCCAGAGCCUCCACACAUUAAAGAGGAGCAGGAGGAGCUCUGGAUCGCUCACAAAGGAGAGCAGCUUGUGGAGGAGGCUGAUAUCAAGUUCACUCCUGUCGCUGUGAAGAGUGAAGACGAUGAAGAGAAACCUCAGACCUCACAGCUUCAACAAAGACAGACUGAGCAGAUGGAAACUGAUGGAGAGGACUGUGGAGGACCAGAACCAGACAGGAGCUCAGAUCCAGAUACACAUUUACAACCUGAGACUGAGGACAAGACUGGAGACUCUCCUGAACCCGAUGACGUUGGUGAAAAUUGCAAUGAAACCAGAGAACCUCGGUCAGGUUUGAACUUUAUGAUAAACGAUGAAGUCCCGGUCAGGGAUUGGAGAUGCAGUGCUGGUGAGAAACCAUUUAGCUGCUCUGUUUGUGGGAAAAGAUUUGGUAAAACUGGAAAUCUGAAACGACACAUGAUCACUCAUACAGGAGAGAAACCUUUCAGCUGCUCUGUGUGUGGGAAGAGAUUUUACCGCAAGACGCAUCUACAGGAACACAUGAGAUCUCACACAGGAGAAAGACCUUUCGGCUGCCCAAUUUGUGGGAAUUCUUUCACACAUCGUGGAAAUUUACAGAAACAUAUGAUAAUCCACUCGGGAGAGAAACCAUUUAGCUGCUCUGAGUGUGGUAAACGAUUCCCACGUGAGGGAUACUUAGUCCAUCACAUGAGGACCCACACAGGAGAGAAACCUUUCAGCUGCAAUGUUUGUGACCAAAGAUUCACCUGGCUACACCAACUCAAAAACCAUCAGUGUGACGUUAUUCCCUGUUAGUAAUUAAGUAUGUCGCACUGGUGAGAAACCAGUUAGCUGCUCUAAUUGUGGGAAAAGACUUGGCUGCAAGAGAAUUCUGAAGAGACGCACUUCAACUCAUACAGGAGAAAAAUGUUUCAGCUGCUCAGUUUGUGAAAAGUCAUUAAGACAAAGUGGAUAUUUACAGACACACGUGGUAACUCGUACAGGAGAAGAAUCUUUCAAAUGGUCAGUUUGUAAGAAAUCUUUUACACAUUGUGCACAUGAGAAACCACACAGGAGAGAAACCGUUUAGCUUUGCUGAGUGUGGAAAAGAAGCUGACCACAAGACUCUUUUAAAACAACACACAAGAUCUCAUA